Molecule: messenger RNA, 2265 nt
Organism: Nicotiana tabacum (common tobacco)
Lineage: Eukaryota; Viridiplantae; Streptophyta; Magnoliopsida; Solanales; Solanaceae
Product: putative pentatricopeptide repeat-containing protein At5g06400, mitochondrial
Molecular function (GO): protein binding
Source: RefSeq, a predicted model, not a curated record
UGCUUGGCUAACUCUGGAAAUAUUGCUGCAGUUCACAAAGUUGGCGACGACAUGAUACGGGUUUUUAGUAUUUCAGAAAACCAUGUGUAUGGCCUUAUGCUGAAGAGUUUCUGCAUUGCAGGGAGGAUUACAGAAGCUUUGGAAUUGAUUCGUGAUUUAAAGAAUAAAAAUGUGAAGCUUGAUUCUCAAUUUUUUGUGACGUUGGUGAAAGGACUGUGUAGGGCUGCGAGGAUCAGUGAUGCAUUGGAGAUUGUUGAAAUUGUAGAGAAAAGAAAUGGUGCUGAUGAGAAACUUUAUGCAGUCCUUAUAAGUGCAUAUUUGGGGAAAAAUGAAAUUUCAAAGGCAAUUAAUCUAUUCCAGUGCAUGAAAGAUUCAGGAAGUUUGCCCACAGUUUCGACUUAUACUAAUCUGAUGCAGCACCUUUUCAGGGUUAAUGAGUUUCAGGAAGCGGUGAACCUCUAUAAUGAGAUGACAGAGAUAGGAGUUGAAUUGGAUUCUGUUGCAGCAACUGCAGUGGUUGCGGGUUAUAUCAGCCAAAACCGCAUUUCUGAAGCGUGGGAAGUGUUUGAGAAUAUGAAGGAUAAAGGAAUUGACUUUAGCCGGAAAUCAUACACCAUUUUUAUCAAGGAACUUUCCAAAGUAUCAAGGACGAAUGAUAUUUUCAAGGUUCUGAAUGAAAUGAAGGCCUCCAAGAUGGUUAUUGGGAACAAUAUCCUCCAGCAUGUUAUUUCAUAUCUGGAGAGAAAAGGAGAUAUGAAGAACAUCAACAGGAUCAAGCUGCUACAGGGAGUUUCUAAAGUUUACCAUGAAGAAAAUGGAUCACCUGACUUGGAUGUGAGUAGUCAACAAGAAGGAAAUUUGGAGUUAAAAUCAGAAAACCUAGAACGGCUGUCCUCAGCUCUUGACGUGCCAGAGGCAGCUUCAAAAUCCUGUAGUGAAAGUGAUACACAUAAGGUUUUCCAAAUUUUGUUAUCAUCAACAGAUUGGUGCUUAAUACAAGAACAAUUGAAAAAAUGCAACAUACAGUUCACCCCAGAAAUUGUCGUGGAAGUUUUGCGUAACUUUAGGCUGCAAGGUUGUGUGGCAUUGCAAUUUUUUUCUUGGGUUGGGAAGCAAACUAAUUAUAGGCAUACAACAGAAUCCUACAAUAUGGCCAUUAAAAUAGCAGGACAGGGCAAGGACUUCACUCAGAUGAGAAAUCUAUUUUCUGAUAUGAGGAGAAACGGUUGCUUAGUAACAGCUCAUACCUGGACAAUCAUGAUAAUGCAGUAUGGCCGAACCGGACUCACAGAUAUUGCUGUUCGUACCUUUAAAGAAAUGAAAGGUAGCGGUUGUAAACCCACAGAUAGUACAUACAAAGCUGUGAUCACAUCUCUUUGUCAGAAAAAAGGUAGGAGAAUUGAUGAAGCAGUAAAAGUUUUCCAGGAGAUGAUUCAAGUUGGAUGCAGUCCUGAUAAAGAACUAAUUGAAGCUUAUCUCGGUUGUUUAUGUGAGCUUGGUAAAUUAAGGGAUGUCAGAAGCUGUACUGAAUCUUUACAAAAACUCGGUUUCAGUACCCCUUUAACUUAUUCAUUGUACAUUAGGGCACUUUGCCGAGCAAGGAGGCUGGAAGAGGCUUUAGCAUUGGUUAACGAAGUUGAUGACGAGCAACAUGUCUUGAAUCAGUAUGUUUAUGGAAGUUUAGUUCAUGGAUUACUACAAAAAGGGCAGUUAGAAGAGGCAUUGACAAGAAUAGAAUCCAUGAAGCAGGUCGGUAUUCAUCCUACUGUCCAUGUAUAUACUUCCUUGAUUGUAUACUUCUUUAAGGAGAAACAGAUAGGAAAGGCUCUUGAAAUUUUUGAGGAAAUGAAAGAUUUAGGCUGCCAACCAACAAUUGUUACGUAUUCAGCGUUAAUACGAGGGUACAUGAACAUGGGAAAGGUUUCUGAUGCUUGGAGUGUGUUUCAUCAGAUGAAAAAGAAUGGACCAUCUCCUGAUUUCAAGGCAUACUCCAUGUUCAUCUCUUGUCUAUGUAGAGUUGGUAAGUCUGAAGAAGCUAUCCAACUUAUCUCUGAAAUGCUGGAUACUGGGAUUGUUCCUAGUACAGUUAAUUUUAGAACCGUCUUCUAUGGGCUCAAUAGAGAAGGAAAACAAGAUUUGGCCAAGACUGUAAUACAGAUGAAGUUAGAUGUGAAAAAUAGAAGAAAGUUGCUAACUUGAUUUUGAUAAGAACAUGUUAAAGUUAACACUGUCACUUUUUAUCGUAAGAGGGUUGUUUGUUAAGUA